CGUAAGUACAAAGAUGGAUGAAUAUUGAGCGUUGAAACAAAAAUUUGGCUUUGAUCGUUAUUGCUGAACACAUUUUUGAUUCUUUGCACAGGUGAAAUGUUCCCCCUGAAUCUUCGGAUCGCUGCACCACUCAUUUGCUUAGGAGUCAUCCUCCUAUUCCUCCUAUUAUUCCUCAUAUUGAGGAAUACAUUCUCAGUGCCAUUGAUCCUUAUGGCGCUCAUUAUUUCCUUGUGCACCGUGAGCAUCUGUGUGGUGUGUUGCUCAGAAUGGGGAUUAAUUAAACUGUCAAGUAUUAAUUGGCUUCUGUGCUUUCGAAGAUUUCAUAACAAUCAUCUUAAUCAGCUUGAACAGAAGGUCCAAAGAACAAGUGAUUGUUGUAAUGGUAGUUCUAGCUGUGGUGUGUUGUAUAACAGGCGCAAUAUUGUACUUCUUAAGCAUGCAUCACUACACUAAAACCUGUUGUCUGAAU
Trichobilharzia regenti is the source of this 469-nucleotide messenger RNA. The record is from the annotation of a GenBank genome assembly. Lineage: Eukaryota; Metazoa; Platyhelminthes; Trematoda; Strigeidida; Schistosomatidae.